UCUCCCGAAUGACAUCAGAGAGGAGAAUUGAGGCCACCAAGAAACCAUCGUUUCGCUAACCUGGAUUUAUUCGUGAUUUCAUCUUAAUAGUGAAGUGAAUUUAAAGGGGUUAGACGUAGAAGAAAGAGGACAUAUUUGUUGAUACGCGAUGAAGCUGACUCCUGCUGACCGCUGCGCCCUGCUGUUCAUCCAAGUGGUGGCCUGUGUAGGGUGCUUGAGUGGCCUGAUCAUGUGGUCGAACAAAGGAUACUCGGCUUCCGCUUUGGUCUUCGUGGUCGCUGGAGGUUCGAUAAGCAUCGCUGUCAUGUGCGGCCUCAUAUGCAACGUAUGCAGGAAACAGGAAUCCAACACCGAACCCAUUAUUGACCGUCCACCGAAAUACAGACUAACCUGGCGGAAGGAAUUCCUGAAAUCAAUCCCCGAUGACUUGAAGGCCGACAUUGAGGGAAGUUUCGGAUUGGAGAAGAAGAAGAAGAAGAAGAAGGACAGAAACAAGGAAAGACCUCGGGUGAUAUGGACUUCCGAGAGCGCAAAGGCACACCAAGCGCAGGAACGUCCGUUAGAAGUUUCUGGUGGCGUCGAGUCACCAUAUUUUGGCGCGAGUUCAUCCCAGCAGAAUAGAGUACAAGAUCCCGCUGUGAUUGUUGCUGCUGUUCAUGGCAUAAGUCAUUCCACGCCUUCUAGGGCAUUGUACCUCGAGCAUCAAUACCCGGGUAUAGGAAGACCUCCUUCUAGGAGUUUCCCAAGUGGAGAUUUGGGUGUAUACAGCACCCAAGCCGAUGACGGCCUACCUAGCUUCGAGGAGGUUCAGAGAUGGUUCUAAGUCCCACACCUUAGGAUCUGCUCACUCGUUUAUUUGCAUAGGAUUCCAUCUGUUUCCCUGGCCGCUAAAUUCACUCUUUACGUGAAGGCCGAAGGCAAGGGCAACGACAUAUCUAAACCUGGCGAAAGUCAGUAUUCAAAUGAUGAAGAAAAACGGGAAAAAAUAAUAGUUUGAGGACAACUCGAUACUCAUUAUGUAGCCAACGCCAGAUUUUAAAGAAUGCAAAGAAAUAAGAACAGGAGCUGACAAGUGACAAUUGGACAAUUUGUAUUUUUUUUACCAAUAUUUAUAUACUACAAUGUAUUAAUUAGUUUCUGCAUGUAAUGCUCAUCUAUGACUGUAUACUUUUGUAUAUUCUGAAUAUUUUGUUUGUAUAUAAUGUAUAAUUAUGUCCCAUUUUUAUGAUCUUAUGCCCAGCACACACACACAUAUGUAUUCCUUAUUUAUGUAUAUGACAUGUCCCUUUAAUUUAUGUCUGCAAUAUAUGCACCAUUUAUUUAUGCUAUCGAUGUAUAUGCUCAUUCAUAUCACUAAUAUCUACCCCAUCACCCUCCUCAUAUAUUGUUCUUGACUGCGAAAAGCAACGGAAAAUAAACCUAUUUUUAUAAAG
This is a messenger RNA of Macrobrachium nipponense, 1433 nucleotides long. RefSeq lists its product as uncharacterized. The record is from RefSeq and is a predicted model, not a curated record. The transcript has 3 exons. Bases 149 to 823 code for a protein of 224 amino acids. NCBI's taxonomy places the organism in Eukaryota, Metazoa, Arthropoda, Malacostraca, Decapoda, Palaemonidae.